Messenger RNA from Limulus polyphemus (Atlantic horseshoe crab), 5674 nucleotides. Its product is annotated as vitellogenin-3-like. The record is from RefSeq and is a predicted model, not a curated record. The transcript is spliced from 25 exons. Bases 16 to 5616 code for a protein of 1866 amino acids. Gene Ontology annotation, molecular function: lipid carrier activity. NCBI's taxonomy places the organism in Eukaryota, Metazoa, Arthropoda, Merostomata, Xiphosura, Limulidae. Gene Ontology annotation, biological process: lipid transport.
UUAUUUUCCAUCAAAAUGAAAAAAGUACUAGCUGUAUUUCUGCUCGCUCUCGUAGCGGCUGUAAACGGCCUUCAGCCAACAGCCUUCUCUACUGGGAGACAGUAUCAUUACAGAUACAAAAGCAGAGCUUUGAGUGGAGUCCCUAAUCUGGAUAAUCAAUAUUCAGGAUUGGAAAUUUUAGCUGAUGUAACAAUGCAAUCUACCAGUUCUCAGUCCGGCUACAACCAGAAGACUGUUCUUUUAACGCUUGAUAAUGUCCGAGUGGCUAGCAUUAACCAAAAAGUUUCUGAUCCGUACCACUCAGCAGUUUACAAGGAGCACACCAGUUCCGUAGUAUACCAACAGGAACUGUCCAAACCUUGUUUGGUUCAUAUAGAAGAUGGCGUGGUGGUGUCGAUACAAGUUGAAGAGUCGGACCCACAGUGGUCGGUCAACUAUAAAAAGGGUCUUAUAUCUACACUCCAGUUGAACCUAGCCCAGAAGAACCCAGUUGUCUCUCCAAUUGAAAACACUGUACCGAGGGUAGACAAGAACGCCAAAAUCUAUAGUGUUUAUGAGGAUGGUAUCGGAGGGAAUUGUGAAACUUGGUACGUGAUCCAAUCCAUCCCAUCUCCGUACUACCCCAGUUAUGGCCAUGUUAUGAACAUCACGAAGACUAGAAACUAUAAAAACUGUAUCUACAGGCCAGUGUAUGCUCAUUACAGUCAUGAUAUUCGUGGAUGUCCACGAGUUUGUUCCCAGACAUCAGAAUCAACGCACGCUUCUGAAUAUCCAACUCACCUUCAUCACAUCUGCGCGGGAUGUCCAAAAGGCUAUGAACCGGACACUGUGAUAGCCAAAUCAUAUUCUUAUACUAAGUAUAACAUUAGCCGCUCGCAUGAUGACGUAGUGAUUGAAAGCCUUGCCCACCAUGGGAAAACCGUGUAUUCUGCUUAUCGUGAUGACCUGGUAGUUUUAUCGUACCAAAACCUAACGCUUAUAUCGGUCGUCCCGGCCCAGUCCGUAUCUUACGAGCUGUCCCAGCCAGUAAGGUAUUCCAAUUUAUCCUUUCACUUGCCACAGUCCUCACUCUCACAUGAACUGCCUUACAGUAGUCCUCCUUCCCCUUGGAUUAGAAAGGAAAAUUGGUUUCCUCAACAUCCAGAUUAUGCUAGUUCUGGCUUUCACAGAUUAUCAGUAAACAGGCAGAAGAGAAAUUGUUCCUUGGACAUCCCUUUUAUGUCUAUCUUCAGUAAUAUUAAUCCAAGGCAUUUGAAAACUACAGUGAAAGAGACCUUAGAGAGUAUCGCUGAUGGCAUCUGUCAAGCUGACCUCUCUAACUCGGAGACCAUCCCUUACAAGACAAUUGGUCUAAUAAACGCCAUAUCUGUUUUGCCAUAUAGACAUCUGAAACAUCUGGUCGAAGAGAUCAUUUUGUCUGCCCGAAUGAACGAGAAGCAACAAGUAAUGAGGAAGAUACUUUUGGACGCUCUAUCUCAGUGCGGUAGCAAUGAUGCUGCUCUUAUUGUCAUAGACCUGAUUGGACAUGAAAUGCUCACUGCGAACGAAGGUCGCGAAGUUAUAGAAGGUCUCCCCAAAACUCUGGUCUACCCAUCUGAAAAUACAAUCCAGGCUGUGUUUGAGUUGAUUCAAAAUCCCAGAGUCCACGUUAACCGUACACUUUUUACUUCGGCAAGCAUUAGUUUAGGAAAACUGAUUCGUAAAGCGUGCGUGAUUCCAGGAAUGCAAACCCAUCGGCAUUCCCACUCAAACUUUGCCGAACAAUCUGUUCCUGAGCCAUCUUCUUUCUUUAGCUCCUACACAAGACAGAGCCAGGUGAAAUCUUGGAUUCCUUCUCCUGUGUGUAAUCCUGUAGAGUACAUACAGAAAAUAGCGGAACUUUUGGAGUCAACAGGUGAAUUCUACAAAAAGAUAGCUUAUAUACAAACUUUGUCUCACACUAGCCAUCCUGUGGCUUUAUCCUAUAUAAAACCGUACGUCACUGGUCUGUCUCCAAGUUGCAUAGCUCUCCAAGACGACGCAAACCCUGCAGCUAGUUGCAACUUUCUCCGCCAGAUGACAAUCUACUCUCUUCAUCUCUUCAUGUACAGACAUCCCUUGAAGCUCCUAUCAACAGUGGUGCCAAUAUAUUUCAACCCCAGAGAACCUUAUGAGAUCAGAAUAGCUGCGUUCACAGUUCUACUUUACAACAAUCCUCCUACUUAUCUGUUAGAACGUGUUGUCACUGAACUGUGGAGCGAGAGGAACAAACAAGUUGCCAACUUUGUCUACACGUCAUUGAAGACAUUGAGUAAUUCAACUCUUCCGUGUUUGCAACGUCUAGCCCACGACAUUCGACAGGUAAUUGCUUCAAUUAGACCUGUAAAUCUGGGGAUACAGUAUUCGCAUUCCUAUGUCACAGAUUUUUAUGAUGCUCCUCGCGAUUACGGAUUCAAACUUCGCUAUGAAGUGGUCCAAAGUAAUGUUUCCUGGGUUCCUCGUGCUGGAGUAUUUGAUAUAAGUCACAACACUGGUCCUUAUAUCGACUUUCCAAUAAGGGCAGGAUUUUCUGCUAAAGGUGUGGAUCAGAUUAUAAAGAAUAUUCUGGAUAAAUCCUCAAUAUUAUCAGAAUUGUACUCCUCUUUGUGGCCAAAAUACUACAGGAAAGGUACCAUACAUGACGAGAUCGGGAGAAUUAGAGAGAAACUGAACGUGGAUAUCAGAAACCCCGAAGAUCCAAAAGCAGUCCUAUUCUACACGUUGUUUGGUCGGACCACAUAUAUUCCUGUGGAUAAGGAAUACGCUCUAGAAGCUCUGGAGUCAGUCAUCGAAUAUCACAGAGAAAUACAGGAAAAAAUUAGAAGUGGGGUUAGUGGUCAUUACGUGAAACUGAUUACACCAGCAGGUAUAUUUAAAGUUGUUCCAUCUGAAAUUGGUCUUCCCUUGCUCAUUUCCCACCGACGCCCUAUUAUCUUCUCUCUCCACAUCAAGAACACUCGUAUUCUAUCGACUUCUUCAUCAGAAGGUCACCCUACCACCUGGAAGAUCGCAGCUCACAUCCGUCCAAGCAUAUUUUACUCGUCCCAUAUUUUCGGCAUCAUCGUUAAUCCUGCCGAGCAGAAGAUGUACGGGGCCACGAUAUCCAGUCUGAAUCACGUGACUUUGCCGAUAGAUUUUAGUUUGACAGUAAAACCACGUUCAACUCUAAGUAUUUCCGUCAAGCCAAACUUUUCCAAGGUUUUCUAUCAUAAGAGUGACGCUGGAACAUUCAUCAAGAAAUCCACUCUUGAUGUACCAGUUUCGGAGAACUUCUUGGGAAAUUAUGUCCCUAUCCGAACACUACCCAUCCCUCUGAAGUACGACCGAAGAAUAGGCCACAACGCACUUGGGUUGGGAUUCUCUGUACGGGGUUUAUCCGAGACAAUCUGGUCAGACACACCGUUCUACCUGAGCCCUACUACAACACAAAAGGGUUACUUAGCUGGUUUAAUGGAAGUGAUUAACAACCCAGGAAAGAAAUACAGAGAGUUUUCUGUCUGGAUCGAUCAAGACCAUCAUCAGCCAAUCACAGAGUAUACAAUUACUACUCAUUAUGAAUGGUCGGAAUCUAGAGAAGAUAAAGAGGUGAAUUAUGAUAGCGUUCCCACGCGCUGGUUACAAAACCUUCAAUUCAGGGAUGAUUAUGCACCGUAUUUCCCUGAAGUAAGCAUGAAGAGAGCCUACCAAUCCAUUUAUGGGUCCAAUUACACUAUUCCCUCCUUGAGAAAAAAAGUCCACAACUUGUUUUCUAAGACUCAUCCUUUCUGGAAAUCCUACAAACCAACAAUGACUCCAAUCGAUGCGGUAGACGCAUCUGUUAGCCACAGUGUGUCCGUUGUAGUUGAAGGCAAAGGAUCAAGUCCAGUAACUUAUCUUAUGGAUCUCACUUUCGGUUACACUAUUGACCACAGGAUUAGCAUGACCCGAGCACACUUGCAAAAGUCUACGUCUGGACCGUACGAUUCACAGCCAUAUGAGGUGUCUAUAGACGGCGCUACUGUCUACCCACAUGUACCAAAUGAGUUCUACUUCGAUCCAAGCUCAACCCAGGAACAACAUACUCGAUCAAAGUAUGAGAUAAGAUGGGGACCAAAAUUUUCUUCAGAAGGACAAAUUCAUAUCACUCAUAUUGCCAAAAAGAGCCGUGAACAGCUAAACAGUCCCGUCGACUCAAGCUCAAUUCCCAUUAGUGUAUCCACAGUCGCUGGAAUUGCAGGUAUUGGUGGUCUUAGUGAACAGCGCCCUUUACCAUGGUACUACAAGCAGUGCACCAUUGAUACUCAUGAUGGAAAGAGUCAAAGUUACCCUUGCAAGCUUGCUAUUGAAGACAGCAGCAUGUUGAAUAAUAUUACUACGAUUAUAAGUUAUAGCGAUGUUCCUCUCAUGUGGGUGAACUUAACAAGGAAACUGGACUUACUGAUGAAGAAGACUUAUUACCCGUACAUGGAUAAUGAUCCCGUUUCUGCUCACAACCCAAGCAACAGGAUCAGUGUCAACUUAGUGGCUAUAAAACAAAUACCUGAAGUGCCUUUGUUUAAUCUGUACAUCCAGACGCCAAAGGAGAACACGUAUUAUACUAAGAUUUAUUUACCUUUUGUAAAGCCUCAAUCGACAUUAGUCCCUUUGUUAGCGAACUACAUGAAUAUCUUCAUGAAUCACGAAGCUACAACUGGAUGCGCUUUGAUGGAAGAUUACGUCAGAACUUUCGAUAAUGUUACCUUCCUUCUGCCGGACAAUGAAUACAGUUACAUCCUAUCCAAAGAUUGCUCUCCAAAUCAGCGGUAUGCAGUUUUAUACAACCAGACAGAUCCAUCCACAAAAGAAAAGAUUCUCCAAGUAAUUGUACGAGAAUGGAACAUCAUUAUGAGCCCUCCAGACAGUAGAGAGAUCAUAAAGUUUACAGUCAAUGGAGAAUUGCGACAGUUAGUGCUAGGGCUGGCAGUAAAAUUGGACAGUGCCCUGUCUCCAGUGCACCUCUAUCUACACCCCACUGCCUCAUCGUCUGAGUUGCCCGUUGUAGUCCUCACAGCUGUUCAUGAAGGUUUAGUUGUGAAAUACGACGGAAAAAAUGUUAAAAUUACGGUGUCAUCUUACUAUAGCGGAAGUCACUGUGGUCUUUGUGGAGAUUACAAUGGAGAAAGCUACGAAGAAUUCUUGGGUCCAAAGAUGUGUCUUUAUCAAGACAGUCAGGAUUUUGUCAAUAGUUAUGCAAUGAUUGAUGAGUACAGCGUGCCGUUACCACCACCCAGAAAGCUGGUCAUCUGUCCAUCUCCAAGUCCUUACGUGUCUCCAGAAGUUCCAGUCGUUUGGCCCACGUUAACAGCCAAUUCGUGUUAUUGGAAUAAGACUGUCCAUUAUAAACGUGGCUAUAGCCGUUGUUUCGCAACUGAACCUGUUCUCGUGUGUAAGAAAAAUUGUCUGACCAGUAAAACAGCCUCACACGAAAUUCGGGGUUUUCAUUGUCUUCCUGAAGAUGACGAUUAUACUUAUGAGUUGGUAAGACAAGCGGAUGUCGGAGUUGUAGCAUUGCUCAGAAAUAAGAAAGUAGACUAUAUUGAUAACGUCCCUAGGCCUAGUAGUUGUAUCCCUAUGUCUUAAACUUCAUAUUCUGUUGUAGAAGAAUAAACCAAAUUGUUCAAUAAACAUUUGCAUUUUA